Messenger RNA from Pipistrellus nathusii (Nathusius's pipistrelle), 8082 nucleotides. Lineage: Eukaryota; Metazoa; Chordata; Mammalia; Chiroptera; Vespertilionidae. The record is from the annotation of a GenBank genome assembly.
AUGGCCGCCCCGGAGCGACUCUGCGAGCUGUGGCCGCGGCGCCGCACGCAGGAGGACCCAGGCUCCCUGCAGCAGUGGCUGAAGGCCUACGUGGGCGCCUUCGAGGAGAGCAUCUCGCUGUCCUCGCUGGAGCCGCGCAGGCGCGAGGAGGCGGGAGCCGAGGCGCCGUCGCUGCCCCCGGAUGCGCUGCGUGUGCUGGCCGAGCAGCUGGACCAGGGGGACCUGGAGCAAAGCCUGCUGCUGCUCAAGCUCUUCGCCAUCCUGGGCAGGAACCCGGAGAGCCUGGAGGCCGGCUGCGGGCAGGCGCUGGCGCCCCGCGUCCUGGCGCUGCUGACCCGGCUGGUGGCCCAGCUGAGAGGGCGCCCCCCGCCGCCGGAGGGCCGUGCGCUGGAGGAGGCGGCCCUGCAUGCCCUGCUCCUCUGUGAGCGCCUCUUCGACCCCCACCAGGCCCGCGGGGACGUCGUCGGCGCCAAGGAGAAAGGCAAACGCAAGUUGCCUCCUGCGGCUCUGCCUGCGGAGUUUGGGGCCUUCUUCGCAGAGAGCCUGCAGGAGGCAGAGCGCCUGCCCCCCACGCUGCUGCUGCAGCUCCUCCAGCUCUUCGGGGCCGUCCUGGCCGGAGGGAAGGAGAACGGGCAGCUGGCCCUGAGCGCCGGCUCCGUGCAGGGCCUGCUGGGCGUGGUGCAGGGCUGGGGCCGCGGGGCCCAGGACCCCCGCCUGGUGGCGCUGGCGCUGGAGGCGCUGGUGGGCGCCGUCCACGUCCUGCAUGCCAGCCGCACGCCCCACCGAGGCCCGGAGCUGCACGCCCUGCUGGAGGGCUACUUCCGCGUCCUGAACGCCGACUGGCCGGCCGCGCCCGGCCCCGAGGCGGUCCUGGUCAGCCUACGCGUCGCCAUGCUGGACGCCAUCCCCCGGAUGCUGGCCUGCGAGGACCGACCGGUGCUGCAGGCCACCUUCCUCAGCAACAACUGCUUCGAGCACCUCCUCCGCCUCAUCCAGAACAGCAAGGUGCUGGACCAGGACUCGGACGCCAUCGCCGUCCACGUGGUCAAGGUGCUGACCUGCGUCAUGAGUGGCUCCCCCUCGGCCAAGGAGGUGUUCAAGGAGCGCAUCGGCUACCCCCACCUGCACGAGGUUCUGCAGAGCCACGGCCCCCCCACCCACCGGCUGCUGCAGGAGCUGCUCAACAUGGCCGUGGAGGGCGACCACAGCGCGUGCCCGCCGCCACCCGUGCGCAACGAGCAGCCGGUGCUGGUGCUGACGCGCUGGCUGCCCGCGCUGCCCGCUGAGCUGCAGCUCUUCCUGGCCCAGCGCCUGGCGCGGCUCUGCGACAGCGGCCCCGCCAGCCGCGCCACCUGCGUGCGGGCCGGGCUGGUGGGCUGCCUGCUGGAGACGCUGGGCGCGGGGGCGGCCCUGGGCGCCCGCUGCCGGGACCAGCUGCUGGCGCUGCUGCAGGCCCUGGGCCGCGUGUCGCUGAGGCCCCGGGAGCUGCGCCGCCUGCUCCGCCCGCCCGCCGGGCUGGACGCCGGGCCGGGCGGGGCCGAGGGCGCAGGUGCCCGCCACGCGGGCGCCGUCAUCCGCGUGCUGUCGGGCAUGGCCCGGCCCCGGGGCCCCGCGCGCGCCCUGCACUACUUCGACCUCACACCCGGCAUGGCGGGCAUCAUGGUGCCCCCCGUGCAGCGCUGGCCGGGCACCGGCUUCACGUUCCACGCCUGGCUCUGCCUGCACCCGGCGGCCGCCGCCCCGGCCCCGGCCCCGGCCCCGGCCCCCGCCCGGCGUCUCCAGCGGAAGCAGCUGUACAGCUUCUUCACCAGCAGCGGCUCCGGGUUCGAGGCCUUCUUCACGGCGGCCGGGACCCUGGUGGUGGCUGUGUGCACCAGGAAGGAGUACCUGACCCUGAGCUUGCCGGAGGUUUCCUUUGCCGACUCUGCCUGGCACUGCGUGGCCAUCGUCCACGUGCCCGGCUGGCUCUUCAGCCAGAACCUGGUGCACGUCUACAAGGACGGCCACCUGGUCAAGACCGCGCCCCUCCGCUGCCCCUCCCUCACCGAGCCCUUCUCCUCCUGCUGCAUCGGCUCCGCCGGCCACCGCACGACCACCACCACCACGGGGCUGCCGGCGCCAGCGGCGCCCACCGCCCUGGCUCCCACGCACCCCUCCCUCACCCGCUCCCAGUCGGUCCCGGCGACGGCGGGGCUGGGCUGGGGGGCGGGGCUGGGGGCCGCUCCGCAGGAGGGCAGCAUCAGCUCCACCCUCGCAGGCACCCAGGACACGCGCUGGGGCAGCCCCACCUCCCUGGAGGGCGAGCUGGGGGCCGUGGCCAUCUUCCAUGAAGCCCUGCCCGCGGCGGCCCUGCAGGCCCUGUGCAGCCUGGGGCCCAACGAGACAGCACCCUUCAAGCCCGAGGGCGACCUGCACGAACUGGGCGCCAAGCUGCUCCUCCAUUACUCCCCUCAGGCCUGUCAGGACAACAUGUGCCUGGACCUGUCCCCUGGGCACGGGCUGGACGGCCGCCUGACCGGCCACCGGGUGGAGACCUGGGACGUGAAGGACGUGGUGAACUGUGUGGGCGGCAUGGGCGCCCUGCUGCCCCUCCUGGAGCGAGUGGCCGCGCAGCCCCUGGAGGCCGAGGCAGGUCCCGCUGAGACGCACGACCUUGUGGGGCCCGAGCUGACCUCUGGCCACAACACCCCGGGCCUGCCCCUCGCCCUGAACAAGUCCCCAGAGGAGCGGAUGGAGAGGAACGCGGUGGCGGCCUUCCUGCUGAUGCUGCGGAACUUCCUGCAGGGCCACCCCGUGAACCAGGAGAGCCUGGUGCAGUGCCAGGGCCCCGCCAUCCUCGGGGCGCUGCUGCGCAAGGUUCCCGGCAGGGCCAUGGACAUGAACGUGCUGCUGGCUGCCCAGCUGCUGAUGGAGCAGGUGGCCGCCGAGGGCAGCGGGCCCCUCCUGUACCCUCUCUACCACCACCUGCUCUUCCACUUCCACCUCUGGGCCCUCAGCGACUUCCCCGUGCGCCUCGGCCACGCCCACUACCUGGCCAGCGUGGUCCGCAGGCACCGACAGAAGCUGCAGAAGAAGUACGGGGUCCAGUUCGUCCUCGACGCCCUGCAUGCCCACUACAGCUCACAGCGGGAGUGCCCCCUGGCGGCCGACGAGCUGCGCACAGUGCAGACCUCCCUCCUGGAGCUGGUGCAGGAGCUCCUGGUGCGGGGUUCCCUGGCAGAGGACCUGCCGGUGGUGCUGAGCUUCCUGGCGGCUGCGGGGGACGCCGGCCUGGUGCUGGGCACCCUGAACUUGCUGCUGGCCCUGCUGCACGGCUCGCCUGCCCAGGAGCUUGUGGCGGGCUUCCUGCUGGAGCCGGGAAACCUGGAGGUGCUGCUGGCGCUGCUGGUGCGACCGUGGCCCCUGCCUCAGCUGCCCGAGCGCAUCUGCAAGGUCCUGCGCAGGCUGCAGCGGAGCGAGCACCCGGCUGAGCACGGCCGGCAGCGGCUCCGGCUCCGAGAGGGCGGCCUCCAGGGGCUCGUCGCCUGCCUGCCCGAGGGCGCGGCCUCCCUCCAGCUCUGCCAGGGCCUCUACAAGCUGUUCCUGGGCACAGACUGCCUGAGCCUCUCAGACCUGAUGGCCGUGGUGCAGCUGUCCCUCCAGGCCGACCUCAGCGUCCGCCUGGACAUCUGUCGCAAGCUCUUCCACCUCCUCUACGGGCAGCCUGACGUGGUGCGGCUGCUGGCCCGGCAGGCCGGCUGGCAGGAUGUGCUGACCCGGCUGUACGUGCUGGAGGCCGCCCCGGCCCGCAGCCCCCCGCCCUUCCCGCCCGAGCGGCCCGCCUCCCCGGAGCCCGCCCCACCCCGGCCGCCCUCCGAGUCCCCCGAGCCCUCGGACGUCUUCCUGCCCGCGGAGGGCCCCAGCCCCGGCCCCGACCCCGACCCCUUCUACCACGCCCUCUCCCCGUUCUCCCCGCCCUUGGACCUGGGCCUGGAGCGGUCCAGCGUGGACUCGGGCAACAUCGCCGGCGGCGGCGGCAGCGGGACCCUCACCCCGGCCAGCCAGCCGGGCACACCGUCCCCGCUGGACGGCCCCCGGCCCUUCCCCCCGGCCCAGGGCCGCCACAGCUCCAGUCUCUCCAACGUGCUGGGGGACGGCAGCCUCCCGGAGCCCACCACCAGCGGGGACGACACCUCUAACACCAGCAACCCCCAGCAGCCCCCCGAGGAGGAGCUGUGCAACCUGCUCACCAACAUGCUGUUCCUGGUGACGUGGCGGGGCGUGGAGGACAGCGACGAGGCCGCCUGGCGGGAGCGUGGCCAGGUCUUCUCCGUGCUCACCCAGCUGGGGGCCUCGGCCACCCUGGUGCGCCCCCCGGACUGCAUCAAGCGCAGCCUCCUGGAGAUGAUGCUGGAGUCGGCCCUGAGCGACAUCAAGGAGGCGGCGGCCACCAAGGCGGCCUCCGUGGAGAGCCUGGCCGGCCUCACCCGGCAGGUGCUCUGGCUGCUGCGCCUGCUGCAGGACUUCCUGCACUCCGAGGGCCAUGGCAGCCAGGAGCUGUGGAGCGAGAAGCUCUUUGAAGGCGUGUGCAACCUGCUGGACCGCCUGGGAGCCUGGUCCCACCUGGCCAACGGCCCGGGGGAUCUCCGGGAGAUGGCCCAGAUCGGCUUGCACCUGGUGCUGGGCUACAUCCUGCUGGAGGACCCGCAGCUGCAUGCCCAGGCCUACGUGAGGCUGCACUCGCUGCUGCAGACCGCGGUGCCCAUGCGGCGAGAGGAAGCCUGCUACGUGCUCUCCAAGCUGGAGGCGGCGCUGGCGCGGGCCCUGAGCACCGCCCGCUGCGCGGCGGCCGCCGGGGAGCGCUGCUCCUGGCUGGUGCCGCUGGUGCGGACGCUGCUGGACCGCGCCUACGGGCCGCUGGGGCUGCAGUGGGGGCUGCCCUCCCUGCCGCCCACCAACGGCAGCCCCACCUUCUUCGAGGACUUCCAGGCCUUCUGCGCCACCCCCGAAUGGCGCCACUUCAUCGACAAGCAGGUGCAGCCCACCAUGUCCCAGUUCGAGAUGGACACCUACGCCAAGAGCCACGACCUCAUGUCUGGCUUCUGGAACUCCUGCUACGACACGCUCAUGAGCAGCGGGCAGCGGCGCCAGCGGGAGCGCGCCCUCAGCAGGCAGGCUUUCCAGGAGCUGGUGCUGGAGCCGGUGCAGCGGCGGGCGCGCCAGGAGGGGCUGCGCUUCGGGGCGGCGCUGAAGCAGCAGGCGGCGCAGCUCUCCACGGCGCUGCUGCACUGGGGCGCCCUCUGGCGGCGCCUCUGCAGCCCCUGCGGCGCCUGGGCCCUCAGGGACCCGCCCCCGCCCCGGUGGAAGAUGUCCAGGGCCGAGACAUACUCGCGCAUGCGUCUGAAGCUGGUGCCCAACCAUCACUUCAACGCCCACCUGGAGGCCAGCGCCCUCCGCGACAACCUAGGCGAGGCCCCCCUGACGCCCACCGAGGAGGCCGCGCUGCCCCUGGCAGUGACCAAAGAGGCCAAGGUCAGCUCCGCGCCCGAGGAGCUGCCGGAGGACCAGCUGGGCGAGGACGAGCUGGCCUCCCUGGAGACCGCGAUGGAGGCGGCGGAGCUGGACGAGCAGCAGGAGAAGCUGGUGCUGUCGGCCGAGUGCCAGCUGGUCACGGUGGUGGCCGUGGUGCCGGGGCUGCUGGAGGUCACCACGCAGCACAUCUACUUCUACGACGGCAGCGCCGAGCGCGCGGAGACCGAGGAGGGCAUCGGCCACGACCUCCGGCGGCCGCUGGCCCAGCUGCGCGAGGUCUACCUGCGGCGCUUCAACCUGCGCCGCUCGGCGCUGGAGCUCUUUUUCGUGGACCAGGCCAACUACUUCCUCAACUUCCCCAGUAGGCCGGGCGGCCCCCGGCCCCAGCCCGGCUCCGCGCCGCCCCACACCCAGCUGCGCAACCAGGUGUACAAGUGGCUGCUGCGCCUGCGGCCGCCCACCCACGGCUACCUGAGCAGCCGCUCCCCCCAGGAGAUGCUGCGCGCCUCGGGCCUCACCCAGAAAUGGGUCCAGCGGGAAAUAUCCAACUUCGAGUACCUGAUGCAGCUCAACACCAUUGCCGGGCGGACGUACAACGACUUGUCCCAGUACCCCGUGUUCCCCUGGGUCCUCCAGGACUACGUGUCCCCCACCCUGGACCUCAGCAACCCAGCCGUCUUCCGGGACCUGUCCAAGCCCAUCGGUGUGGUGAACCCCAAGCAUGCCCAGCUCGUGAGGGAGAAGUACGAGAGCUUCGAGGACCCGGCGGGCACCAUCGACAAGUUCCACUACGGCACCCACUACUCCAACGCCGCUGGCGUGAUGCACUACCUCAUCCGCAUGGAGCCCUUCACCUCGCUGCACGUGCAGCUGCAGAGUGGCCGCUUCGACUGCUCCGACCGGCAGUUCCACUCGGUGGCGGCGGCCUGGCAGGCCCGGCUGGACAGCCUGGCCGACGUGAAGGAGCUGAUCCCGGAAUUCUUCUACUUCCCCGACUUCCUGGAGAACCAGAACGGCUUUGACCUGGGCUGCCUCCAGCUGACCAAUGAGAAGGUGGGGGACGUGGUGCUGCCGCCCUGGGCCAGCUCCCCCGAGGACUUCAUCCAGCAGCACCGCCAGGCCCUGGAGUCGGAACACGUGUCCGCCCACUUACACGAAUGGAUCGACCUCAUCUUUGGCUACAAGCAGCGGGGCCCAGCUGCCGAGGAGGCCCUCAACGUCUUCUAUUACUGCACCUAUGAGGGGGCUGUGGACCUGGACCAGGUGACAGAUGAGCGGGAACGGAAGGCGCUGGAGGGCAUCAUCAGCAACUUCGGGCAGACUCCCUGCCAGCUGCUCAGGGAGCCGCACCCGGCCCGGCUCUCCGCGGAGGAGGCCGCCCAGCGCCUGGCCCGCCUGGACACCAGCUCGCCCAGCAUCUUCCAGCACCUGGGCCAGCUCCGGGCCUUCUUUGCGGAGCUCAUCAGCGACGGCGUGCCCCUGGUGCUGGCCGUGGUUCCGCACCGGCAGCUGCACUCCUCCAUGACGCCUGACCUGCUGGUGACCGUGAGUGCCAACGGGCUGCUGGGCACCCACAGCUGGUCGCCCUACGACCGCAACAUAAGCAACUACUUCAGGUUCAUCAAAGACUCCACCAAGGGGCAGCGGCUGCUGAGCGGCCCCUGGGUCCCGGGCGGUGGCCUGAGCGGGCAGGCCCUGGCAGUGGCCCCGGACGGGAAGCUGCUGUUCAGUGGUGGCCACUGGGACGGCAGCCUCUGCGUGACCGCGCUGCCGCGGGGCAAGCUGCUGAGCCAGAUCCACCGCCACCUGGACAUAGUGACCUGCCUCGCACUGGACUCCUGCGGCCUCUACCUCAUCUCGGGCUCCCGGGACACCACCUGCAUGGUGUGGCAGCUCCUGCACCAGGGUGGCGUUUCGGUGGGACUGGCACCGAAGCCCAUACAGGUCCUCUACGGGCACGAAGCCGCGGUGAGCUGUGUGGCCAUCAGCACGGAACUUGACAUGGCCGUGUCCGGGUCGGAGGACGGAGCUGUGAUCAUCCACACGGUGCGCCGUGGCCAGUUUGUGGCGGCACUGCGGCCCCCGGGGGCCAUGCUGCCCGGACCCGUGUCCCACCUGGCGCUGGGGUCCGAGGGCCAGAUCGUGGUGCAGAGCUCGGCGCGGGAACGUCUGGGGGCUCAGGUCACCUACGCCCUGCACCUGUACUCGGUGAACGGGAGGCUGCGGGCCUCCCUGCCCCUGGGGGAGCAGCCCACUGCCCUGGCGGUGACGGAGGACUUCGUUCUGCUGGGCACGGCCCAGUGUGCCCUGCACAUCCUCCACCUGAACAAACUGCUUCCGGCUGCGCCUCCCCUGCCCAUGAAGGUGCCCAUCCGCAGCAUGGCGGUGACCAAGGAGCGCAGCCACGUGCUGGUGGGUCUGGAGGACGGCAAGCUGAUCGUGGUGGGCGCGGGGCAGCCCUCUAAGGUGCGCAGCGGCCAGUUCGCUCGGAAGCUCUGGCGGUCCUCCUCGCGGCGCAUCUCGCAGGUGUCCUCGGGGGAGACGGAGUACAGGCCCGAGGAGGCGCGCUGA